AUGCCCACCCCGCCGGGCACCGCUUCGUCGGUAGACGUCCGCCCUCACCCGUCCAAGCGCCGGGCUCUCCACGCCACCCGGCCCUUCCAGCCCGGCCAAGUCAUCCACGUCUUCCAACAGCCGCUCAUCCUGCAUCCCACCGCCGACCACCUCGACUCCGUCUGCACAUACUGCCUGCGACCGGGGAGCCCGCGCGCAUGCUCCCGCUGCCACGCCGCCUUCUACUGCAACGCCGCCUGCCAGCGCGCGGGAUGGGCGGCCAUCCACCGCAACGAGUGCAAAGCCCUCCAGCGGAGGACGGGCUCCAAGACGGGCGCCGACCUCCCAACCCCCGUCAGGAUCCUGCUGCAGGCCCUCCUGGAGCAGGGAGUAGAGAGGGGGCUGGCCGACCUGGAGGGCCACGCGGAGCGCAGGAGCAACGCGAAAGCCUGGGCGGACCUGGAGAUGAUGGCCACGGCUGCUUGCGCGUUUGCCGGCAGAGGGGGGGACACGGCGAGAGCCAUCGAGCUGCUGUGCAAGAUCCAGACGAACGCGUUUCACAGACUCGACGAGGACUUGGCUGGGCAGGUUGGCAUUUUUCUCGAACCGACGCUGGCCAUGGCCAACCACUCGUGCAUUCCCAACGCCACGGUCCUGUUCAUGGGGAGGAAAGCGGUCCUCCGCGCCGAGACGGCUAUUCAAGCUGGCCAGGAGAUUGAGAUAUCCUACACAGACUACACAAGCCCCCGCCGUGUGCGGCAAGAGGCCCUCGGGGCGUACGGCUUCGAGUGCCGCUGCCCCCGGUGCGAGCACGAUCUGAACGUGUACCAGGUCUGCUCCCAAUCCCCCGACAUCCCCCUCAACACCUACAGCGUCAUGGGGAGCAAGGCAUCAUCCGCGCUACGAGACCACCCGGGGGCGGCAAACCACGCGCUCGUCGGCAUCGCAGCCAGGCACUGCGGCGAGCUCGACGCAUCAUCAACAUCCGCAUCCGCAUCCGCCCCGGGCGCGCGGCCGGGCAGCAAGCACGCCCUCGGCGCGCAGCUCAAGGCGUGCAAAGCGCUGACCGACCACGAGCUGUGGGCCAUAUCGCCGCUGCCCCAGAUCCUGUGCGAGGUGAGCAUCUGCCUCGCGCGCGAGCACAACUACGCCUACGCCGUCGCCGUCUCGGCCUUGGCGGCAGUCGCGUGCGACCCCUACAGGCACGUCGCGCCGUUCCACGUCGUCCGGCUCAAGAACCUCCUCGCGGUCGUCAAGCUGCUGGUGCUCACGGCCGAGGAGUCGGCUGCGCUGCGGACCUCGCCGCGGGCAACGGCCUCCUCCCCGACCACCGGCGGCGGCGGCCUGGACGACGAGGCUCGCCAGGCGCUGGCGCGUAUCGACCAGGUUUCGCUGAGCCAGAUGCUGCUCGUGAUGAUUGCCAGGAUGGAGCCUGCGGGCUGCCGGGGCGAGUGGAGCCCGUGCGUGGCGGCCAGGGAGAUGCUGGAGGACAUUGGGCGGCUGGACGGCCGGGAGAAGGAGCUGUCGCUCAUCGAUGCCUGGAGGCACGACGGCGGCAGCGACGCGUCGACCAGGUUUUUCGAGUACGCCGUCGUCGAGCAGAUGGCUGCGCUGGCCGAGCUGGGGCGGAGCGUUUUGCGCGAAGAGUUUGGGGUAUGA
Molecule: messenger RNA, 1638 nt
Organism: Ustilaginoidea virens
Lineage: Eukaryota; Fungi; Ascomycota; Sordariomycetes; Hypocreales; Clavicipitaceae
Exons: 3
Coding region: 1-1638 (545 amino acids)
Cellular component (GO): nucleus
Molecular function (GO): protein binding
Source: RefSeq, a predicted model, not a curated record